CCCAUGUCCCGAAGGGGUUAAAGCUCCGGUCCCUCCCCCCGCUUCUCCUCCCCCGGCUCUGGGGUAAACCCGAGAACCAACCCGGGAACCAAACCGGGAACGCGCCCGGAACCCGCCCGGCCGCUCCGCCCGGCCCGGCCCGUCCUGCCCCGACCCGUCCGGCCGGUCCUGCCGGGGCCGCCGCCGGAGCCUCCCUGCCCCGAGCGCGGCCUUCGGCCUCGUCCUGCUCAGCCUUCUCCAACCUGCUCCAGCCGUCCUCAUCCUCCUGAGCCUCUUCAGCCUCUUCCAGCCGUCCUCAGCCUCCUCCAGUCGUCCUCGUCCUCCUCAGCUGAGGACCUUCUCCAACCCUCUUCCGAACUUGCACCAAUCUCCUCAUCCUCCUUCUAACUUUCUCCAUCCUCUCUGCAGCCUCCUCAUCCCCCUCAGCCUCCCCAACCGUCCCCGACCUUCUUCAUCCACUUUCCAACCUCUUUCCUAUCUCCUUUCUCAACUUCCAACCUCCUCCCAAUCUUCUCCAGCUCCCUCAUCCUCCAGCCGACCUCCUUUCCCAGCUCCCAAACCCUUCCCAGGCUCUCUCCAGCCUCUUUUCCCACCUUCCCCUGUCAGAUGUCGGUCUCCAUCCCCCGGCAGCCGCUGCGGAGCAGCUCGGCCGUUCCGGGCCGCUCCUUCUCGUCCCGCUCCUUCACGGCCGGCCCGGCGCUGAGGAUGAGCACGGCCCCGGCGCUCGGCCCCUACGGGGGGCUCCGCGGCGGCUCCGGGGGGCUCGGGGGACCCUCGUGGGUGCCGGGGGCGGGCGGGGGCAUCACGGCCGUCACCAUCAACCGGAGUCUCCUGGCGCCGCUGGACGUGGCCGUGGAUCCUGAGCUGCAGGAGCUGCGCCGGGAGGAGAAGGAGCAGAUCAAGACCCUCAACGAUAAAUUCGCCGCCUUCAUCGACAAGGUGCGGUUCCUGGAGCAGCAGAACAAACUCCUGGAGACCAAGUGGGGGCUCCUGCGGGCGCAGCCCCCCCCCCGCAGCAGCCUGGGGGGGCUCCUCGAGGGCUACGCGGGGACCCUGCAGCGGCAGCUGGAGGGACUCGGGCAGGAGCGGCAGCGGCUGCGCGCAGAGCUCGGCCACGUCCGGGGGCUCGUCGAGGAGUUCAAGGCCAAGUAUGAGGAGGAGAUCAACCACCGCACAGAGAAGGAGAAUGAGUUUGUCCUGCUCAAAAAGGAUGUGGAUGAAGCCUACAUGUCCAAGGUGGAGCUGGAAUCACGCCUGGAGAGCCUCACGGACGAGAUAAACUUCCUGCGGCAGCUCUAUGAGGAGGAGCUGCAGGAGCUGCGGGCGCAGGUGUCGGACACGGCCGUGGUGGUGUCCAUGGACAACAGCCGCCAGCUGGACAUGGCCGGAGUCCUGGCGGACGUGCGGGCGCAGUACGAGGACAUCGCUGGCCGCAGCCGUGCUGAGGCUGAAGGCCUCUACCAGGUCAAGUAUGAGGAGCUGAAGACGGCGGCCGGGAAGCAGGGAGACGACCUGCGCCAGACCCGGAGCCAGAUCCAGGAGCUGAACCGGCGGAUCCAGCGGAUCCAGGCAGAGAUUGAGGCUCUGAAAAAUCAGCGCUCUGGGCUGGAGACAGCCGUGGCCGAGGCCGAGGAGCGCGGGGAGCUGGCACUGAGGGACGCCCGGGCCAAGCUGGCGGGGCUGGAGGGGGCCCUGGCCCAGGCCAAGCAGGACCUGGCCCGGCAGCUCCGGGAGUACCAGGAGCUCAUGAACGUCAAGCUGGCCCUGGACAUCGAGAUCGCGACCUACAGGAAGCUGCUGGAGGGCGAGGAGAGCAGGCUCGAGGCUGCUGUGCAGAACCUGAGCAUCCACACCAAGCCUUCGGGGUACCUGGGUGGACUCGGGGGAGGUUUUGGGGCGGGAUUUGUGGGGGGAUUUGGGGGGGCCGUGGUCAGCUCAGGGUACUCGGUGCCACCUCCGCCCCCCGAGAGCACGGUCCCCCUCAAAUCCCGUGCCAUCGUCAUCAAGAAGAUCGAGACCCGUGACGGGAAACUCGUGUCUGAGUCCUCCGACGUCCUGGAAAGCUGAACCCCCUUUCCUGGGGGACCCCCAUUCCUUGGCCCGGCCAGCUGAGUGAGCCCCCCUCUUUCCUGAGCAGACCCUGAAUCCUGACCUCCUGGGCCCCCCUUUCUGGGGUGCCCCCCAUGUCCACACAAACUGAACCCCCCCUUUCCCAGGGGGGUCCCCCAUGUUCCCUGCCCUCCCAGGGUGUCCCCCUAAGUCCUGGCCAGGUGAACCCCCUUUCCUGAGAGGGGGUCCCCAUGUCCAGCCCAGCUGAGCCCUCCCCCUUUCCUGGGAGUCACUCUGUGUCUUGGGGGGUCCCUCAUGUUCAGCCCAGCUGAACCCCCUUUUCUGAGGUGGGGGGAGGGUCCCCCAUGUCCUGACAUUCUGAGCCCCCCCCAAGUCCCCUCUUUCCUGCUCGGGGGGUCCCCCCUAGUCCAGGGCACCUGAGCCCCCAGAGUCCCCUGGGGGUUCCUGUCCAUGUCCUGGGGGGAUCUUUAGGGGGGAUCCCCCUUGUCCAGGCCAGCUGAGCCCAUUCCCUUCCUGGGGGGUUCCCCCAUUCCCGUGGGGGUCCCCCAUGUCCUGACCUGCUGAGCUCCCCCCUUGGUGUGUCCCCCCUCCAUCCUGGCCCCCUUCCCUGGGGGUCCCCAGCUCCCGACAGGACACCAGGCACCCUCUGCUGACAACCUGAGCCAGUGCCAGUGCCAGUCUCCCCCGGGGGGCUCCAACCCCCCCAUUGUCCCCUCUCGGACUGGGGGGUGGGCACUGGGGGGUCUGGGCCUCCCCUGGG
Pyrgilauda ruficollis (rufous-necked snowfinch) is the source of this 2830-nucleotide messenger RNA. It is a transcript of the gene KRT8, whose product is annotated as keratin 8. Gene Ontology annotation, cellular component: keratin filament. The record is from RefSeq and is a predicted model, not a curated record. Bases 607 to 2067 code for a protein of 486 amino acids. Lineage: Eukaryota; Metazoa; Chordata; Aves; Passeriformes; Passeridae. The transcript has 9 exons.